AUGAGGUCGACCGGCAUGCUGGCCACCAUUUCGGUGAUCUUGUCCAACGCUCUAGGCUUCGUCGCCGCACAAGGCUCAAGGCCAGUAUUCGCUCAUUUUAUGGUGGGAAUUGUUGAGAAGUUCACUGUCCAAGAUUGGUUAAAUGAGAUCCAGCAAGCUCAAGCCAUCGGCAUUGAUGGAUUUGCUCUAAACUGUGCUCCUCCCUGGGUGGAUAGCUAUACCCCAAAGCAGCUUGACAAUGCGUAUACGGCCGCACAGCAGCUCAACUUCAAAAUGUUCAUUUCCUUUGACUUCGCGUACUGGUCAAACGGCGACACGGGCAACAUCACAAGCUUCGUGGGCAAAUACGCUGCCCAUCCAGCUCAAGCCAUAUUCAACGGAGGCGCACUUGUCAGCACCUUUGACCCUGCCUCAGCUGGAAGCGUCAGCGCCCAGUUUGGCAUCGACGGGGCAUUCUCGUGGUAUGCUUGGCCAACGGACGGCGGCAACAGCGUAAUCGAAGGGCCCAUGACAACCGUGUGGGAUCAAAGAUACAUCCAAGGUCUGAACGGUCGGCCCUACAUGGCACCGGUCUCGCCAUGGUUUUCAACCCAUUUCAAUACUAAGAACUGGGUCUUCAUCUGUGAAGAGCAACCGGUCCGUCGAUGGCAACAGAUUCUCGACAUGAAGCCGGCUCUGGUUGAAAUCAUUACGUGGAACGACUUUGGCGAAAGCCACUACAUUUCCGGCUCAGAGCCCAACCAUAGCGAUGACGGGUCCUCCCAAUGGGCCAAUGGCUUCCCCCACGAUGGCUGGCGUGACAUUUACAGGCCGUACAUUGCUGCCUACAAGGCUGGUGCAUCUUCUCCUACGGUGAAUACGGAUGAAAUUGUUUACUGGUAUCGCCCGGUCCCGCACGCUGCCCGAUGCACCAACGAUCCGUUGGGCAUCCCUCGAGGUGCUGAGUUGAUGGACGAUCUGGUCUUCGUCAGCACGUUGCUCACGCAGCCUGCGCAAUUGACCGUCACAAGUGGAAACGUCGCUCCCGUUACUGUAAAUGCUGACGCCGGAGUCCACGUUUUCAACUUUACCAUGGGCGUUGGCAAGCAGUCCUUCUCUGUCUCCCGCGGCGGCAGACAGAUUCUAGGUGGCCAAAGCGCAAAGGACAUCGUCAGCUCGUGCCAGACGUACAACUUUAACGCAUAUGUGGGCAAGUUCUAG
Molecule: messenger RNA, 1200 nt
Organism: Trichoderma breve
Lineage: Eukaryota; Fungi; Ascomycota; Sordariomycetes; Hypocreales; Hypocreaceae
Product: glycosyl hydrolase family 71 domain-containing protein
Exons: 6
Coding region: 1-1200 (399 amino acids)
Biological process (GO): mating projection tip cell wall disassembly
Molecular function (GO): glucan endo-1,3-alpha-glucosidase activity
Source: RefSeq, a predicted model, not a curated record